Molecule: messenger RNA, 1821 nt
Organism: Frankliniella occidentalis (western flower thrips)
Lineage: Eukaryota; Metazoa; Arthropoda; Insecta; Thysanoptera; Thripidae
Exons: 6
Coding region: 195-872 (225 amino acids)
Source: RefSeq, a predicted model, not a curated record
CCCUCCCCCUCCUCCCCUUCCAUUUAACAUCCCCUACAUUUUCGUCUUCCCCUGCUGCCUCAUCCGUGUAACUCAAACCCCCGACCGACCUUCAGCCUGUAUGGGUACUUUAGGACCCUCUUUGCCCAGAAGUCGUGCACUGCACCCAGUCAGUCUUUGAAGAACUGCACCCAGCCAAAGCCAAGCUUUUCAGGAUGUCGUCUCUGGAGGAACUGGACGUGGAAGAACACUGUCGUAGCCAGAAAAGUCGAUACGGUCAAUGGGACCAAUCAGGCAAAAUGGAAGCAAAACUGAACUUACUUGAUUCAGAUCGUCUGCACAAGGUUCGUAAAUUACUGAGCCUUGAUUGCAAUGAUGAUCAUAUUUGGGCUCAACAACUGCUGGAGCAACUGACCCCGCAAUUAGAGGAAGUUCAACUAUGGAAUGUACGAAAAUGCCAUUUAAUGUGUUUGGAAAAUAUGCCACACCUUCGCAAGCUGCAAGUCGAGGGUUGGCAUGAAGAACUGGAUACUGAGCCAUACAUUUUUAAGGAGAGAGGUGGAAGCAUGAAUGGCAUCGAGUUUUUGCAUGUUUUCCUUCCAAAAGAAACAUCCCUUUCUCUUAUUGCUGCUCAUGGGCAAAGCUUGAAAGAACUGGAACUGUUUGUUGGUCUCAAAUUGCGAUUGAAUGGUCGUCAGUGGAUUUCAAAGGAUCUUGCGAAACGUCUUUGGUCUUGUGGCUUACACAACAUGUCUGGCCUUGUGCUCCGGAGGGGAGAUGAAAGGGAAGGCUUUCACCCAACAGAUCGCUGUGAGGCACAAGUAAAAUGUUUGAAGAGUAAAUUGCCAUGGAUAAGCGUUUAUUGUGACAAAUGUGAAAGUAUUCCUUGGUGAGUGUGUUACCUAUAAGAAAGUUUUUUAAGUGCCAUUAUACAACCAAAUUUUUGGGGGGUGGUUAGGCACAAUGAAAAUUUUAUAUUAAGGUUGAAUUUUGAAGUACACAACAUUUUCUGCAAUAUGUCUAGUCAGCAUAGUAGUAAGUACUGUGAAUCUAUCUAGUCAUCAAAAACACCCAUCUUUAAGGAGGAUUUAUUUUGUUAUAGUGACCAGUGUUUAGUUUAUCCCUGACCAACUUUAGUCACGUGUCUACUUACGUUAUAUGCUUUAUUUAAACUAAGUAUACAUUUCUCUGUGUGAGCUACUGAUAUUGAAAUGACUUCCAUUUGUAACUGUGUUGAGUGAUCCUUCAGUUCACCCGAACUGGUAAAGUUACACUUGUACUUGGUUCUCUAUCUUUGCCUUUUUGUUAUAAUUAUCAUUCUAAACUUAACCAUUAUGUGAAUGUUUAUUGAUCUGUUGUGAAAAAUUGCUGUAUGUUAAGAAAAUUAACAUGUAAGUAAAAUGUUGGUUGACUCUGCUUCUUUUCUUGAGAUAAAUUAUAUUUUCUUGAGUUGUGCUCACUUGUUGAAAAAUACAGCAGAGCUUUUCUUCAAACUGGUUAAGUGGAUCCGAGUUUGAUCAAAAUGUUUGUACCUGACCAUAGGGAACGUGUUCAAGGAAGUCAAAUAUAGGAAUGCUGUCCAAUUUGUCUCUAAUUGGGGCCUUAUUAACUGUAUGGUGGAGAAACAUUGUGUGAAUUAGUCUUUUAGCCGCUUUGAAAACUGGCAUUCCACUUUCUGUGAUUUUAGAGUGUUAAAUAUUUUUCUUAUUUAUUAUUAUUUAAAGAAACUGACUUUAUCUGUGAUGUGAGAGAAGCAUUUGUGGGUAUUUUAAGAGAAAACUUCAUGUCUUGUAGAAGUGAUUUAUUUUAAAUCAAAAUAUAUGAUUUAAUUAUUAAUGAGAA